Messenger RNA from Poeciliopsis prolifica (blackstripe livebearer), 1383 nucleotides. Its product is annotated as claudin-3-like. NCBI's taxonomy places the organism in Eukaryota, Metazoa, Chordata, Actinopteri, Cyprinodontiformes, Poeciliidae. Gene Ontology annotation, molecular function: structural molecule activity. The record is from RefSeq and is a predicted model, not a curated record. Gene Ontology annotation, cellular component: bicellular tight junction; plasma membrane. The coding region runs from base 85 to 729 and encodes 214 amino acids. Gene Ontology annotation, biological process: cell adhesion; bicellular tight junction assembly. The transcript has a single exon.
AUCAGCUGCAUCACAGGUGCUCCGCUCCAGCUCAACAACAAAGAGUCUUUGUUCCCUGAAAAACUCUGAGAAGAUUCUGCAAACAUGUCGAUGGGUUUGGAGAUUGUGGGCAUUGCCCUGGGAUUCCUGGGGCUGAUUCUUGCGAUGGUGACGUGUGCUCUCCCAAUGUGGAGGGUGUCAGCCUUCAUCGGUGCCAACAUCAUCACUUCUCAGAUCAUCUGGGAGGGCUUGUGGAUGAACUGCGUCACCCAGAGCACAGGUCAGAUGCAGUGCAAGAUGUAUGACUCCAUGCUAGCUUUGUCUCAGGACCUCCAGGCCUCCAGAGCGUUGACGAUCAUCGCCAUCAUUCUCGGAGUGCUGGGAGUCAUGAUCUCCAUCGUCGGAGCCAAGUGCACCAACUGCAUCGAAGACGAGGUGGGAAAGGCCAAAGUGAUGAUCAUCUCUGGGAUUUUCUUUGUUCUCGCUGGCAUUUUGGUGCUGGUCCCGGUGUCUUGGUCUGCCCACGUAAUCAUCCUGGAAUUCUAUAACCCCAUGUUGGUCGACUCUCAGAAAAGAGAGAUUGGGGCUUCGCUCUACAUUGGUUGGGGUUCAGCCGCCCUGUGCCUGAUUGGAGGGGCCAUGCUGUGCAGCCGCUGUCCGCCCAAAGACAAUUACAAGGCACCUCGGAUGGCGUACUCUGCCCCACGCAGCAUCAGUGCUGGAGGGUACGACAAAAAAGAUUACGUCUGAACUGCCAGGACCUGUCCGGGAAACUGUUAGUUAUAGUUCUGUGUUGUGUGGAUGUGUUCAGCUGUCUAAAAAUCACAGGGCGAGCCCCUCUAAAGACUCCGACAUGAAGAUUUUGUACUGAUAUUGAUCUUUCUCCCGUCCUUUUGGACAAAAUGUUAAUUUACAUCCUUUUGGUUUAUUGAUUAGAAUAGGAGCCUGUUUUUCUGCUAAAUAUCGUUCUGGGUAAAAAUAUUCACUACUCUGUCUGAUGCUCUAAAACAGACAUUCACACCUGUUCCCUGCUUGUGAAGGAGAUCACCGGCGGCGCAGUGUCGUGUUACACUGAAACUUGCUGUUUAAACAUUGUGUGUCAUGUCUCCGACAGUGACAAGGAAGAGCUGGUUCUCGUUUUACAUGGAUUUGUUUGCGUGAUUGUUCCUUGUGCGCGUCUGUGUGCUUUUUGCAUGUGAUAUUUGCUUAAGAGGGUUUCAGCCGAGACUGAAACCAAAAAUGGAUCACUGAUAUUCAUUUUAUCAGUGUUUUUAGUUUCAUCGUGCUUAAAAAAAAUCUAUUUUCUAUUUCUUUUUUUCUUUUUUUAAGAUUUCACUGUAACAUUGCAACUUGUAUUUUGAAUUUAGUCUUAUUUACACAGGUCAAAUAAACAUUUCUUGAGUU